ACCCUUUUAUUGGAAAACGAGUCCUCCCGACUAAGUUACUUCACGAGAAUGUACUCAUACGAAUCUAGGCAAUGUUACUACGUCCAAAAUCACCUACCACUCUUAGCGCGGAUCGACGGCUUCGAGGUCUAGCUGAAAGGCAUAGCAGAUCCAAUGAUCCAACGACGCCACAAGAAAAACUUGAUUUAUACUACCUACCUAAUUCGUGAUGGCAUUUUGGGGAGACUGAGGCCAUACUCUUAUACUAUAGAUUCCCUUUUAAGGCUACGGGUGUAGAAGUUAUAGCUAUAUAUUAGGCUACCUAUGAAAAAUAUUUAAUUGCGUCUAAACCACGAGCAAAAUGAUGUAAAUUCUUCGAGACGCAGAAUCCGAGUUACAGACUUCUUUACCAUAUAUCAACAUGAGAUUAUUCGUCACAACUGUUCUAAGCUUGGGCAGCGUUGCCAUUGCUGCUGUUCCUGGCUUUGAUAUAUCCCAUUACCAAUCGAGCGUAGAUUUUGCCGCGGCCUACGGUUCGGGAGCGCGCUUCGUUAUCAUUAAGGCUACGGAAGGCACCACUUAUAUCGACCCGAGUUUCAGCAGCCACUACAGCGGUGCCACGAGCGCUGGGUUGAUCCGCGGAGGUUACCAUUUCGCACAUCCUGAUAGUUCUUCUGGGGUAGAUCAAGCCAAAUAUUUCUUAGCACACGGUGGCGGCUGGUCGAAGGAUGGAAUAACUCUCCCGGGGAUGCUAGACUUAGAGGGUGAUUGUGCGGGCCUCUCGGCGAGUGCGAUGGUCUCUUGGAUCAAAGAUUUCAGCGAUACAUACUACGGAAGUACUGGCCGUUAUCCGCUUCUCUAUACGAAUCCUUCAUGGUGGUCAAGCUGCACCGGGGGGUCAAACGCUUUUAUCAAUACGAAUCCACUCGUCCUCGCGCGUUACAGUAGCAGCGCCGGGACGCCUCCUGGAGGUUGGCCAUACUAUACAAUUUGGCAGUUCAACGAUGCUUAUCAAUAUGGUGGUGACUCGGAUACUUUCAAUGGAGAAUUUUCAUCGUUGCAGAAAUUGGCAUCCGGUUAG
Molecule: messenger RNA, 1060 nt
Organism: Hypoxylon trugodes
Lineage: Eukaryota; Fungi; Ascomycota; Sordariomycetes; Xylariales; Hypoxylaceae
Product: glycoside hydrolase family 25 protein
Exons: 3
Coding region: 401-1060 (219 amino acids)
Biological process (GO): cell wall macromolecule catabolic process; carbohydrate catabolic process; peptidoglycan catabolic process
Molecular function (GO): lysozyme activity
Source: RefSeq, a predicted model, not a curated record